UGUUUGUCUGUCUCAUUGUUUGUACCAAUUUUCGAACCCACCGCGCCAUUCAUGGAUGUCAAUGUAAAUACAACAAAAUUGCCUACGGUUGCCGAUCUGUCCAACUGCAAAAGAUAUAUAUUGCUGUUGCCGCUCCAACUGCUUCAACAUGUUGCCCUGCUCUUCAUUGUUUCUUAAGUUUCUUUGGCCCACCGGACAUCUCCAUACCUACUAGGUAUUCAUACCUUUAGUGAACCUACAACAUCAACCCUUAGACAAUCUGCAUUCCUAUUUGAAGAUCAUGGAGUCCAAGUCAGACGCCGUUGCGUUAGCUCCGGCCCCGGCUGGUGAUGGCGGAACAUCAAGCCCAAGUUCUACAUCGAAGACGGUGACAAAGUGUUACAGCAACCAGUGCAGUAGGGCUUGUACCCGAAGUCACUGGUCAGAGCACCCAAAUCGACAUGAUGAACUAGAGGCCAUUCUCGCACGUGCAGCUAAUGUACCAAUCAUCCACCGGUUCAACAAGGAUGACGACGGUGAAUGGGUCACACAUAGCUUCAUUAUUCAAGACGCCUCAAUGAAGGAGAUUUUGCAGCAGGCCCUUACAGGUUACCAGGACCUUGAUUUGUCCCUCGAGAACUAUACUUUUACUCCUCCAUUCAUGCCCUUGUGUCAUCGAUGGGAAGCGCUCCAGGCUUUGCGGCUGAAGCAGAAGGAACCGGCCAUGGCGGUUGCAGCAUUGAAAUUGAUCGGCUUCUUGAUCCCUAUUUUGGCGCCCAAAGUUGACUCGGUGAUCUACACUCGAGAAACCGGAAAAAUCGCGUUUGCCGACAUCUGGCAAGUCUUUGCCCCUGGCACUCUGGUUUUGACAAAGUUUUUCGGGGUCGAGACUAUAUGUCGUGUAACACGUUAUCAGAAACGAAAGAUUGACUCAGGCCCCUACUGGGAGAUUCGCAUGGAGUUUGUUGAUUGGAAUGGAGAGACAUCAGGGUUUUCUACCACCGACAUGAGUAUCCAACCUUAUGAAGGGUAUCGUCAUGUUACCUUGCUCCCCGCGUUCCCAAUCUCAUACUUGAAAGAUGAAGAGAGCUACAGAGCGUCCAUGAUACAACGCGGGAUGAUCUUUGAACGUCUUCGAGAAUUCCACCUCAUGGAAGCCAACGGGACUAGAAUUACUAUCGAAGAGGAAGAACCAGUGCGGCGACCUAUUUCUGGCAGAGUCUGUGUUGAUGCGUGUGCAUAUUACACCAGUUGUGAUAUCACCAAGCCAGCUCUUCGCGCCUUUCCUCGCGUUCGAGAUGAACCUGGCAAUAAGGUCUCUGGGGACCCAGCAGCCCACACUGGGUCCUCUUCUGGAAACACCGAAGAUCAUAUGGAUAUUGAUACCGUUAAUCGGACCAAAGACCCCAAGUUUGCGCAUAUCAGAGUUGAAGAGAAUGUAGCUACAAAGGUCCCUGUGAAGCGAGUCGAAGACCUUGAACCCCUCGAUGACGAACAACGCCUCCUAACCACUCCAUGGGUGAGGGCCUUUGACCUCAAGAGCAAGCAAUGGUGCCAAGUGCGUGUUGAUCAAUUACAACCUGUGGCUUGGAACGACGAGGCCUUCAACAAGCUAGUACUACCUGGUGAUGGAAAACAACUCGCCUGGGAGUUCGUAGAGGCGAGGAGUCUUGCUCAUAGCGAGCAGUUCGAUGAUUUCAUCCCUGACAAAGGCCGUGGGCUUAUAGUUCUUAUGUAUGGGCCACCAGGCGUUGGAAAGACGUUUACAGCCGAGGCCAUCGCUGACAAAGCGCGAGUACCUCUCUAUUCAUUGAGUGCAGCCGAACUCGGGAUAUCUCCGCAUGCGGUGGAGAAGGCACUCGAGCACGCACUAGGCUUGUGUCGAAUGUGGAAUGCUAUGCUGCUGCUCGAUGAGGCCGACGUGUUCCUAGGCGUACGCACUUCCGAUUCUCUCGUGCGUAACGAGCUUGUUGCCAUCUUCUUACGCAAGGUUAAGUACUACCAAGGUGUGAUGUUCUUAACUACAAACCGAGUCGCAAGCAUCGAUACCGCUUUCCAAUCGCGCGUCGAUUUGUUCCUUCCUUAUUACGAUCUCACAAGCGAGGCGCGGCGCGAAGUUUGGCUCAACUUCAUCGAACAUGCUGGUGGCCCCGAUAGAUUUGAUGUAAAACAGGAAACCCUCGAGCAGCUGUCCCAGCUCCCACUGAACGGCCGCGAGAUUAAGAAUUUGAUCAAGUCGGCGCAGUUGCUUUCGCUCAGAGGAGGAGCAAAGGUCUCACUUGAGCGGGUGCACAUGCUUGCUAUGAGGCGUGUACAUGCAUUAGCACAAGCGGGCGCAGACCAAGUAAAUAGUCAAGCGCCAACUACUGGGUCUAAGAGGCAAUUGGUUAAUAUGAGUUAGCUAUGAAUGUCGCUGGUAUGGCAGGGGAUAACUCUUGAGAGUAUCGUUCUUCCGUCCAGAUUUUCAUUCCCAGGCAUGGCAUGAACCAGGGGCAGAGAUAUCUCCCACACACUUCACUUAUCUUUCUAUAGAUGGUGAUGCGAUUGUCAUGUUUUGGGUAGUUGGUAGGGAAGAAUUAAUUCCGAGGAUAGCGAAGGCAGCAAUCUAACCUUAGACCCAACGCCAAUAGAUAGUUAUUAGACAACCCGCAAUCAAAAUUCUUCGUAUCAUUCCGA
Xylaria bambusicola is the source of this 2655-nucleotide messenger RNA. Its product is annotated as P-loop containing nucleoside triphosphate hydrolase protein. The coding region runs from base 281 to 2380 and encodes 699 amino acids. NCBI's taxonomy places the organism in Eukaryota, Fungi, Ascomycota, Sordariomycetes, Xylariales, Xylariaceae. The record is from RefSeq and is a predicted model, not a curated record. The transcript has 2 exons. Gene Ontology annotation, molecular function: ATP binding; ATP hydrolysis activity.